AUGGGUAAAGAUGGACAAGCAGUAGCCGUGAAAAAUAGCGCAUUUCGGGUUUCAUCUUCAUCAAAUGAUACUGUAAGUAAUGAAUUAUCGGGAAAUAUUGAAGCAUCGCCAGCUACAUUUUUUGGUGCAUCAUUUGGUUUAACACAGCUAUCAGGUAGUGUAAAACCGGAAAAUUUAAUGCCAACAUUGCCCGAGCGUCCAGUUACACUUACAGCAAUGUCGGAUGCCGCAGCUGCGGUCGCUUGCGAUUCUCGCAUAAUCAGUGCUACACCAUAUUACAACAGUGGUUAUUCGAGUGCAAGUUAUGCUGGAAUGUAUGCUGCUGGUGGAACACAAAAUUAUUAUCCAAUGGUAUCUCCCUCAUUACGUGGAUCUGCUGCAGCUGCCGCAGCUACGUCAUUUCCAUUUGCCGCUGCCGCUGCAUCCCACGCUUAUUACGGUAAUGGUUAUACAUCAGCUCAUUUUGAUUAUACAUCUUAUCCGGCAACAAUGCAUUGUUACGGAGGUCGAGGUGGUUACUAUGGAUGUUCCAUUAAUCCUGUUUCACCAAAUUCAUCCUUAUAUGCAAGUUUUUAUUGA
Molecule: messenger RNA, 579 nt
Organism: Cercopithifilaria johnstoni
Lineage: Eukaryota; Metazoa; Nematoda; Chromadorea; Rhabditida; Onchocercidae
Source: the annotation of a GenBank genome assembly